AAAAAAACAAACAUUCUUUUGACACAUAAUAUGACACUUGACAUUGACAGGACACGACUGACACUGACAGAGUCUGAUAGAUUUUUAACGGUUUCAAUUCAAUUUAAUUUAAUAUUCAAGUUCGAUUUUGUUGUAAAACGUUUUAAUGUUAAUCAAUAUAAGUUGUUUAAGUAUAACAAUUGAGGCACAAUUUUUGAUUACAUUCGAAUGUUCUAAAAUGUCCAAGUCGCAGAAGCGUGCAAUAUCAAGCAAAAUAGUAGCAAGUACCAUCAAGCUAGACAUUUUUAAUAAAUGCAAGGAAGGGAGUUUUAAAGAAGCACUGAAUUGUAUUAACUCUGAUUUAAAGAAGCAUCUUACUAAAGAAACGGUCCUAUCUAUUAUCAAAUAUUGCGCCGCAGGUUGUUGUGCGAAAGAUGACCUUUCUUCACCAUCUUCCCUAAUUAAACUUUUAACUAUAUUAAGACAAUUUUUAACAAGUUUAGAUGAACCUGAACUGGUUAAUUAUUUAUAUUCGAUGUCUUAUAUACUGCGUUUUUUUAUAAAAAAGAAUUUAAUUGAAUCUCUGCUUGAAAUGGAGGAUUUUAUUUUGGACAAUUCUCACCCACCACUGACAGACACGGGACAAGAAGUAUUUUAUGCAAUAAUGGUGACGUUAGUUAAAUUGGUUAUAAGAUCAUCGAAUACUACACCAUCUAAUGAGAAGCAGUUACAGGAAACUAUUAAAUUAAGUAAAUUAGUAUUGAAAAUGUGUACAAAAUUGGAUGCCAAAAAAGCGAUUGAUUUUCCUGUGACAUGCUUAUCUUGUAUCAUUAAAAUGAAUGCAUCUUUGGCAGAACAAAUCGAAUACUGCGAUUUAUGUUUUGAAAUGAUAGAUUUUUCCAAAGUUGACGCAGGAAACAACUUCAAAAAUGUUGCCUCUACUUUUGUUCAUUUAACGAAAAACAUACUUGUGAGUCAAGAGAUUAGCCGAGGAAUCGAAUUUUUUGACACCAUUGCGAUGCAUUUGAAGAACAAAACGAAGAACAAUCAUUGUCUUAACUGUUUGGUCGAUUUUUUGAAAUUCUUUACUAUAAUGAAAGCACCAGAUAUGUUUAUAAUUAUUGAGAAGAGUUUGGCUAGUUUAAAGAAAUUAGAUCUCGCAUUGAAAGAGGCGAGUUACAAAAAGGAAUUCUACUUGAAUAUCUGCUCUUUAUUCCCAAAAAUGAUGAGUUAUUAUAAGUUGUUUCCCACAGAUUUAUCCAGCUUAACAGAAGACCAACAUACAAGAUUUCUAACUUUUUUGGUUUGUGUCAAUUCGAUAUUCACAAAGAGUGUCUCAGAUGCAGCAGAUAAAACGUACAUUACCCUUGUAAUGUCCGGAGGAAUUAUUAGUGCAAUUUCAAUAUAUGCUCAGAAUAAAAAUUGUCAUCAACGGUACCAUCAAUUCUGCUGUAACUUACUUAAUAAAUAUUUUAAACAGAUCAAAACGAAAUUAGAUCACACACAUAAGGAUUUGGGACAAUACUGGAAUUAUUUCUUCGCAAAGUUAAAUGAUCUAUGUUGUUACUUAAAAAGUGAAAAAGAAAUAGCUAUCCGCUACUCGCGGUUUAUGAUUAACCUUUUUCUGGAAUUGGAAGAUGUACGAGUGGAAGUAAUUUUAAAACAGAAAACAAUUUAUUCAAUAUGUUACAUGUUAAUUAAUUUGCAUUCAGACGACGUUAAGAAACAGUUGGCAUAUUGCUCAUUGGGAGUAUUUUUAUGUGAAAAUUAUUCCAAAGAUUUUAUGGAUAUGUGGGUGCAAAUUAAAUAUCGAUCAAAAGGCAGUAAUGAUGUUAAGGGAUUAAAUAUAUUAUCCGCAUUAUCAUUAUUAUAUCAAGAAUAUCCCGACAUUGAUGUACUUAAGAAUGAUAAAAUCCGUUUGUUAAAUAUGGAAUUGUUGCAUUACAAUAAAAAAUGGAGAAGUAAAUUGCCCAUAACAAAUGCUUUAAAUGAGCUCAUACAAAUUGCAGAUAUUGAUAACAUCGAAAAAGUUGUUAUAAACUUAUACAAAAAUAUGGAUAUACCGAAUUAUGAUCAAGUGUUUGAUAUCGUUCAAAAUAUUAUAAAGAAAUACCAACAGCCAAUCGAAAAUAACAGGUCACGAUUGAAUUUAUCAAUUUUACACUAUAUUAUCUACAAAUGUUCUUGUAUGAAGAAGGUAGCAAAGAAUGAUGUACCCAAAGUUAUAGAAAGCUGUCCUACUAAAGUGGCUGAUAACGAAGAGGCCGAUGAUGAAAAAACGGAUUAUUUUUGCGAAUCUUUAAAAUUCCAAGUUUUAAACGAACGUUUAAAAGAUUUGGAAUUAUCUUUUGAAUUACUGACGUUGUCUGUACCAACAUUAAAACUAUCAGAUUUGGAACAUAUAGAAUUAAAGGAUAUACACGAUAUAUUAAUGAGAAUAUCAUUCGAAUUCAAACUAAUCCGUUGUGAUGCAAAAUGUUUGAAAACUUUAGAAAUGUCGUUGGAAGUUUCAAAAUUAAUGAAUGAACACCCUCGGAUUUUAAGAAGUAUCUCUCAUAUUAUAGAACAUCCAGAUAUUGAUGAAAAGGUUCUAAAAGAACUAAUGGAGCUUGCCGAUGAAACACUUGGAAACAUAAACGCAGAGCAAUGUGAAAAUUUAAAAAUUAUCAUCAACUUUCACAUAUGUAAAUGCAAGGCAUUAUUUUAUAGGAACCAAGAAGAAUCGUACAAAUCUUUGAAAAAAAUCGAGGAAUUGUGCAAAAAUAUGGACGAUCAAAACGGAUCUAAUCAAAUAAUGGGCCAACUGUACCUCUUACAUUCCAAAUUCGAUUCCCUGCCUUGUAAUUUAGCAAUGGACAAACGUAGAAGUUCUGUGAUCUUCAAUGUUACUCGAGCAGUCAAAAUCCUAACACUAGACAGUGGAUCACAAAAAAAUUUACAUCCUGAAAAUAACCUAUUGAUGGUCGAAGCAAUCGAAAGAUUCAUCAUGUUCCAUCAUUACUUAAAGUUGGCGCGAGAAUUGCAUGGUCACUUGGGGGAAUGCUUAUCUCUUUCAAAAGGAAACUAUCUACCUCCGUUUCACGCGAGAUUGUUGCUACAGGGGUCCUAUUCCGAUCUCUGGUUGAACCGCCAGGACGAAUUCCAGUACAAAAUCUCAUCGUUAGAGGAUAUUUUAAACUUCACCGAGCGAUCGCUUUCUUUGAAUGAGGCAUCGGGCGAUUGCAAGUUACCCGCUUUACACGAAAACGCCUGCGUUUGCUUCUACUGCGACAACCACGAAUAUCAACAACUAGUCUUGGAAACCCUGCUCUUGAAAGCCGAAGCUGCUUGUAAAAAUAAUUCCCUCGAAUUGGCCGAGCAUUUUUAUUCCGCGGCCACUACCUAUUUCCAACACCACGAGAAUCGACCUAUUAAAGACAAACUUUGGUCUACCUACGGCUACGUUCUACUCAGUUACAGUAAUUUCUUGUUCAUGUCCGAUCGCAAAACCGAAGCCUUCAAUCUCAACAGCAAAAUAUUGGAAUCGGUGAGCGACACACACUUGCAGAACAUCAAUUUGUACUGUGCAGCUUUGACGCAGAGAGCGAAUUAUUUGUUCGAAUCGCUGAUGCCCAAAGUCUCGCGCGAGCAAGACGCGGAACACUUGGAAGUUUUGGAGCGCAAGCAGAUUUUAUUGACGCCUGAUCACAAAGGAAAUGCCGUUAUAAUCGUCACGCCGGUGGCAGCGAAGUCGCCUAAAGAAUUCGAACGGAAAAAGGGCACUAUUUUGCAGUUCUCCCCGACGAAAGGGGAACCAGACGAGAGGAACAAAUCUGAUUUGCGUGUAACUAGAAAGACGGGAGCGAUACCCAAACGACUGCAGAUAGCGAAAUUGCAAAUGGAUGAGAAUGCUCAGCAAGGAUCGAUUGGAAACGUUCUUGAGGAACUACCCGUUGUAGAUAAUACCAACAGCAAAACGAGCGAUUUGUUGAAAAGCCAGACCAAACUGCUGACUGAAAAAUUGAAGAAAGGGAAGAACGACGCGGAGAAUAAUACGGAGAAGAGAAGGCGCGGCCCGCGGAAGAAUUUAGUCAAAGAUUUUAGCGAUUCGACACCGUCUAGACUGACACGAAGAAAAUAAAAAAAUAUGUUAUGAACGGGUUUCUCUUGGUAUUUGUUGGUUCUUGUCUAUUUUUAUCCGAUGUGUUCAUUGAUUAUUUAGAAAUUUAUCUCAAAAAUAUUUUUAUGUACAAAUCGGUUUUAAAAUUUAAUACGAUCUGUGAUAGUUUUUUCAAAAAGUCUAACAUUCGAUUUUGAUGUAAAGAAGUACCUUAAAGACUAAUUAUUGUAAUUAAUGUUCAUGUACAAAUUUUUUUCCAAAAAAUUAAAAUACUUGCAGGGAUGACGUGUUAAUGUAUUACUCAUAUUAUCAAUAACUAUUAUCUU
This is a messenger RNA of Phyllotreta striolata, 4404 nucleotides long. NCBI's taxonomy places the organism in Eukaryota, Metazoa, Arthropoda, Insecta, Coleoptera, Chrysomelidae. The record is from the annotation of a GenBank genome assembly.